AUGAAGCACAACUUAGUGUCAACCUUUCUCUUUUUGUUUCUCCACUGCAUUGGCAUUUUGGCUCAAGGUCCAUCUCCAUCUCCAACUCCACCACCAGCUCGAGCUACGGCUCCUGCUCCGGGACCACCUGGCCCAACUAACGUAACGAAAACCCUAGAAAAGGCAGGACAAUGUUCGACAUUUAUUCGUUUGUUACAAACAACUCAAGAGAUCAGCCAAAUAACAUCAUUACUCAACAACUCCAACAGCAUCACUAUCUUUGUACCACCAGAUAAUGCAUUUUUGAGCAUGAAAGCAGGUACUUUGAACUCUUUUAAUGAUCAACAGAAAUCAGAACUGAUCAAAUUCCAUGUUCUCCCUCAAUACUUCUCACUUUCACAGUUUCAAACUGCUAGCAACCCAGUGCAAACACAAGCCGGUGGGACUAGCAACCACGAAUUCCCUAUCAAUAUAACAACAAAUGGAACUUCAGUGAAUAUAACAACUGGAAUUGUCAAUGCAAGUAUCUCGAAUACGAUUUACAUUGAUAGUCAACUAGCUAUUUAUCAAGUGGACAAAGUACUUCUACCAUUGCAAUUCUUUGUCCCUCCAGCACCAACACCAGCUCCUUCACCACCUAAGCCUAAAAAGAAUGAUGAUUCGUCGGAUUCUGACUCUGUUUCCUCUGUUUCUUCUGGUGUAAUCAACUCCCCUCGCGAACUUCUCUUCUUCUUGGCUGUGUUUUGUUUUGUAUAUGUGAGCUAAUAUGUUGAAGUUUUGCUAUUGUUAUGCA
Messenger RNA from Solanum verrucosum, 772 nucleotides. RefSeq names its product fasciclin-like arabinogalactan protein 12. The transcript has a single exon. Bases 1 to 744 code for a protein of 247 amino acids. NCBI's taxonomy places the organism in Eukaryota, Viridiplantae, Streptophyta, Magnoliopsida, Solanales, Solanaceae. The record is from RefSeq and is a predicted model, not a curated record.